AGCUUCACUCCUACUCAAUUCCUAAUUUCCCAAAUAAAAACCAUAACACUCACUUGACAUCUUUCCCUAUAAUUCCUAAUUUCGACACGUUCUUUACAUAAAUUACCAGAUUUGCCACUAUGAGCUUCUUGAUUCCUAAUAGAGGAGUAGGAGGAACCAAGAUUCCUCUCUCCAUCAUCGUUCUCGUUCUUUGUGGUUUCAUGUUCUUCAUUCUCUUAUACACUGAAAGAAUCAGCUUGUUGUCUUCUUCUUCCUCUUCGUCUUCAUCUUUCUUCAAGCUAAAGUCUUGUCCGAGGAAAGAUGUUAGCUCGAAACCUAGUAAGCACAUACGCGAUACUCGAAUCUGAAAACUCUGUUUUGUCCAAUUUCAGUGUUCCUUUCUUGUUGUGCAAGUAGUCUCAUGAAAUUCCCCUGCUUUUCCUUGUUGCCAGAGGAGAAAAUUCGAAAGGAAAGAUCAGAGAUAUUGGAAGUGCUUGACGACAGGUUCGAAUUCGAUCCCGAAGAGUGUAACGUUGCAGCAGGGAAAUGGGUUUACAAUAGCUCAAUUGAACCACUCUACACCGAUAGAUCAUGUCCAUACAUCGAUCGUCAAUUCUCUUGUAUGAAAAACGGACAGCCAGAAACUGAUUAUCUUCGGUGGGAAUGGCAGCCUGAUGACUGUACAAUUCCACGAUUUAGUCCGAAGUUAGCAAUGAACAAACUCAGAGGAAAAAGACUACUUUUUGUGGGAGAUUCGUUGCAACGAAGCCAAUGGGAAUCGUUCGUGUGUUUGGUGGAAUCAAUAAUACCCGAAGGAGAAAAAUCAAUGAAGCGUAGCCAAAAAUACUUUGUAUUUAAAGCAAAGGAAUACAAUGCGACUAUAGAGUUCUAUUGGGCACCGUAUAUCGUCGAAUCAAACACAGAUAUACCUGUGAUUUCGGAUCCAAAGAAACGGAUAGUGAAAGUGGACUCAGUGAAAGAUCGAGCUAAGUUUUGGGAAGGAGCUGAUAUUUUGGUUUUCAACACUUAUGUUUGGUGGAUGAGUGGUCUCCGCAUGAAAGCUCUGUGGGGUUCUUUCGGAAAUGGAGAGAGUGGUGCAGAGGCACUAGACACACAAGUGGCUUACAGGCUAGGACUCAAGACAUGGGCUAAUUGGGUAGACUCCACCGUUGACCCUAAUAAGACCAGAGUCUUCUUCACCACCAUGUCUCCUACUCAUACUAGAAGUGCGGAUUGGGGAAAGCCAAACGGCACGAAGUGUUUCAACGAGACGAAACCGAUAAAAGAUAAGAAGUUUUGGGGAACAGGCUCUAACAAGCAGAUGAUGAAAGUAGUGUCAAGCGUGAUAAAGCACAUGACUACGCAUGUGACAGUCAUCAACAUCACGCAGCUCUCUGAGUAUCGCAUCGACGCUCACACAUCAGUUUACACCGAGACAGGUGGCAAGAUCCUAACCGCUGAGCAGAGGGCUGAUCCAAUGCAUCACGCUGAUUGUAUACAUUGGUGUUUACCUGGACUACCCGAUACAUGGAAUCGGAUCCUAUUGGCUCAUUUGUAAAUCAAGCUAGGAGGAAGCUGAGGGUUAAACGGGAAAAACCCAAAUCCUCUGUUUUUCUCCUCUUGUGUUGUCGGAGAUUUGUUUGUUUCAGUGUAUUGUGAUUGUCGUCAAUUUUCAUAAGAUCAAACAGACUCGGCCCGUUUAUUAUAUGACCUUGAAGUGACUAAAACAAAAGUAAUAAUAUUACAAGG
Arabidopsis thaliana (thale cress) is the source of this 1728-nucleotide messenger RNA. It is a transcript of the gene TBL3, whose product is annotated as trichome birefringence-like protein (DUF828). Lineage: Eukaryota; Viridiplantae; Streptophyta; Magnoliopsida; Brassicales; Brassicaceae. The record is from RefSeq and is marked reviewed. The transcript is spliced from 4 exons. Gene Ontology annotation, cellular component: Golgi membrane. Gene Ontology annotation, molecular function: O-acetyltransferase activity; transferase activity. The coding region runs from base 401 to 1537 and encodes 378 amino acids.